Messenger RNA from Botrytis cinerea B05.10, 2444 nucleotides. RefSeq lists its product as hypothetical. The record is from RefSeq and is a predicted model, not a curated record. Lineage: Eukaryota; Fungi; Ascomycota; Leotiomycetes; Helotiales; Sclerotiniaceae. The transcript has a single exon. Bases 262 to 2235 code for a protein of 657 amino acids.
GAAAUACUUCUAUGAACUUGCUAUUCAAUGAAAUGCAUUCCUUACAUUUCAUUGUCUCAAUCUGAGCUUCACAAUAUGCGGUGUGCACAUUUCCUAAAGCGUCAUUGCUGGUACUCGAUCUUUUCUUUCACCACGUUAUGUCCAUUUGGUGAUUUAUUUAUCUGCUAUGAUAAACUUCAAGCUGCAUUUAUUAGAGACGAAGAAGCCGACGAACAUCAAUCUUCCAGGCCAAUUAUCACACAAUAAAACACUACGAAAGUCAUGGCCGAUGUAGUAAUGAAGGAUGCACCAGCUGCGGCUGCGGCUGCAGGUGCUGCCGCUUUGCAACGACUAGCUGGAGGAGGAGCUGUUGAAAGGAAAGCUCCUGGAACUAUAGGUCCUGCCCCUAAAGGAUCAAGUGGUCUAGCUCGAGGAGCAAUACAACGGACGAAAUUCUCGGAAGCAUAUCGUUCCAUCUUCACACUCAAUCAACCAGAUCUCAUUCCACUUUUUAGACAUGUCAAUUGCAACUAUUUGUCUACCAAAGGCCACUCACCUACAGUUUUGGAAUUGAAACAACAUGCACAAGCAUUGGUGAUUCUCCUCAAGCAAAUCACGCUUUCCACGCACGCGGGAACCAUCGAUAGUAAAAACCAAAAAGCCAUUACCAGUCUUGGGGAAACCCCGAGCUUUAAUGAAAAUGAAUCCUUCGAUUUUCUCAAUGAUUUGAAUAAUGUCUAUGAGAAUAAUACAGUUCAUCACAAUCUUCCACUUCCCACUCUACUCAAUACAUUGGAACCUCAGUAUGUCGAACCGGGAACAAUGGUAAAUCCAGGUCAACCAGAUCAUUUCGUCGAUAUUGACGUCUGUCCAUUACAUCAAGUGGAUCCGACUCCUGUUGACGGUCCAUCGCUUCCAUAUGCUACUCAUGAAGCGCUUCUCAAACACGCAAAUGAAGUCCUCGAACUAAUCGACCAUGAAUAUAGCGCCAAGGGAGGUCUACUGGGUGUUCUUCCUCACGAAGAUGAUGACAACAAUCGACCCCUAGCAGAAACAACUCUCCUUGGUCAAAUGAUACUUUACAUUCAACGACUUGUCGCACGCCUCCAUAACCUCGAACGUCUUCACGCGAACGCCAUGGAUGUAAUGAAAGGUGAAGCCGUCGUCCCUCACCAAGCACUUUCUCGCGUAGGACCCGAUGGACGCAGCGGCCGCGAGCUCGUCUACCCACAAGAUCGCUUCGUACUCGUUAACUCCGGCGACGACAUCUGGCAAUUUCUCAAUGACGAAUUUGAAAAGAAAGAACGAGUCGACGAACAAGUCCGCGCAAACCAUCUUCGUCUCGGCGUUGAAGGCGAACGUCUUUGGGAAAAGAAAGGCGGAAAAGAAUAUUCCCGUGGUAUUACCGCCAUCGAUGUUAUAACCCGCUAUUAUCGACUCCGCAACGACUCUCUGAAAACUAUCUUCGUAAUCCCCGCGCAUGCCGAGCAUCCUGGUGUCAAAGUAACCCGCGACAUGGAACGCAACCCCACUGUCGUCAGCGUCGUCAAACCAGUCUGGCCUGAACGUGUCUCUGUCUGGGAAAAGAAAACCCGUGACGAUUUGGACGAGUUACGUCAACUCCGUCGGGACAAUGCAUCUCUACGCGAAGCCGCUGAAGUCGCAGACACCGAACGCACAUAUCUCCUCAACGAAGUCAAGCUCCAACGCUCCCACGUCUACAACGCGAAGGAAAAAUGGAAACAAUUCACCGAAGGUCCCGACUUCCACGAACAAGCCAUCGAGCUGCAAACUGGACGCGAAACCCUUAUUGAAGAACGCGAGAAACUCGAAGCCCAACGCGAACAGCUCGAUACCCGGGCUGCCGAUCUCGAGACUCGAUCCCAAGAACUCACUUCGCGCGAACAAACGCUUGCGAAUAUUCGGGCGGCAGACGCACGUCAAUUUGAAGCUCGUCGCGCCACGCUCGAGAAUAUAUAUAAACAGCGCUUGAUUGAUCUAGAGAAUGAUCGAUUGGCCGCGGUCGAGAAUGGAACGAGAUUGGCGGAUGAGUUCCAGAAGGCCUGGACGGAACAAUUGGAGAAUACGCAGACGCUGGUGGAUUUCUUGAAUAGCGAUCGUGCGAAGAGUUUGCUGGCGGAGAAUCUCAUCCCGGAUGAUAUUGGGAGGAGGGGCGUGAGGGGCGCGCAGGAGGUGGUGCAGAGGGUUUUGGAGAAGUUGUCGAAUCCGCAGGGGGAGAGGGACAUGGGAAGGUAGUGGAUUUUUAUUGAAUUGUACGGUAGCUUUGAUUAUCUUUAUGCUCUCUGUUUUUUUUUUUUUUUUUUUGCGGAGAGCCAAGUGAGUAGAGUAGCUAAGGUAGAUAGGCGAGUAACUAAUUCAUUUGAUGGCUUGUAUGUAUGGAUGUUUGAAUGGUUGUUUGUAUGUACGUAUGUAUGUAUUCAUGAACGUGUUGGCAAUAGUAGUCA